CACGUGACAGGCACGUGACCAUCGCCACCAUUCGAAGUUACCGACGAAACGAUACGAAUCUCUCUCUCUCUCUCUCUCUCUCGCUCUCUCUCACAAAUCAAUUGGAUCUGAAUUUAUUAAAGUUUCAGAUCUCUUCCUCGAAGUCAAUUGUUUUUUUUUCUUUCCCUAUAAAAUUCCAUUCCGUACACAUUUCUCAGAUAUUAAAAGAGGAGGAGGAGAAGAAGAAGAAGAAGAAGGAACAUCAGUAUUCCAAAAAAUCGCUGUAAAAUUCAUUUUUGGAAUUCAAUCUGCGGGUUUGAGAAAUUAAAGAAAAAUGGCGGCGAUUGCAGUCCACCAGCUUGCUCAGUCCAUCACUUGCCACGCUUGGAGCCCUGACCAUUCUAUGGUUGCGGUGUGUCCGAACAAUAACGAGGUCCAUAUCUAUAGACUAUUGCAAGACAAAUGGGAGAAGAUGCAUGUUCUUCAAAAGCAUGAUCAAAUUGUCUCUGGGGUAGAUUGGAGUGCAAGGUCAAACAGAAUUGUUACUGCAUCUCAUGAUCGAAAUUCUUAUGUCUGGAACCUAGAAGGAUCAGAGUGGGUACCCACCCUUGUUAUUCUUAGGCUAAACCGUGCUGCACUCUGUGUUCAAUGGAGUCCUAAAGAAAAUAAGUUUGCAGUUGGAAGUGGGGCAAAGACUGUUUGUGUUUGCUACUAUGAGCAAGAAAAUAACUGGUGGGUCAGUAAACUUAUCAGGAAAAGACAUGAUUCUUCUGUUACAAGUGUUGCUUGGCAUCCCAAUAAUAUCCUUCUGGCAACAGCAUCUACAGAUGGAAAAUGCCGAGUGUUUUCCACUUUUAUUAAAGGUGUUGAUCCAAAGGAUUCAAGAACAGGCCCUUCAUCAGAUUCAAAGUUUGGAGAGCAAAUUGUUCAACUAGAUCUUUCAUUUUCUUGGUCAUUUGGCGUGAAGUGGUCACCAAGUGGAAAUACCUUAGCAUAUGUAGGCCAUAACUCUAUGAUCUACUUUGUCGAUGAUGUUGGACCAUCCCCUUUGGCCCAAAAUGUUGCAUUCCGUGAUUUGCCUCUCCGUGAUGUUAUAUUUGUGUCUGAGAGAUUGGUCAUAGGUGUGGGAUUUGACUGCAACCCAAUGGUUUUUGGAGCAGAUGAAAGAGGAAUAUGGAGCUUUCUCAGAUUCUUAGAAAGGAAGAGAACAUCUUCAGGUCCAAAAUAUGGUUCUCAGUUUUCUGAAGCAUUUGGGAAACUGUAUGGGCAAUCUAAGCAUGGAGUGGGCAACGAUGGAAUCGAACCUUCGAGAUCACGGGGAGGCGUUCAUGAGAAUUUCAUAAAUUGUGUCGUGCCGCUUAGAGAGUCAGGAAAAUCUACAGCAACUCGCUUCAGUACUUCAGGAAUGGAUGGUAAAGUGGUCAUUUGGGAUCUGGAGAACCAAACAGAUCUAUCAGAUUAUUUGUGAACCUUGAAGAACUUCUGUGCAGUAAUGGCAGGAAAAUGAGCUUUGUAUAUUAAUCUGGUUGAACAAACUGAUGGAAUCUUUUUGGUAUAAGCCUAAAGGAUAAUUUUGUGGUGAUUUUAGUUUUGUACUCCUAUGUAUUAAUUUGGAUGUAACAUAUGUGUCUCCUAUAAUUUCUGGCUGGUUAAUCUCAUUUUCUGGUUGAAGAAGGAAUAUAUAUUUUUUUAAUCUCAAUAUGAUGUGGAAAAGAAAUUUUAGUUUGUC
This is a messenger RNA of Ziziphus jujuba (common jujube), 1708 nucleotides long. Its product is annotated as actin-related protein 2/3 complex subunit 1B. Gene Ontology annotation, molecular function: actin filament binding. Gene Ontology annotation, cellular component: actin cytoskeleton; Arp2/3 protein complex. The record is from RefSeq and is a predicted model, not a curated record. Lineage: Eukaryota; Viridiplantae; Streptophyta; Magnoliopsida; Rosales; Rhamnaceae. The transcript has 15 exons. Gene Ontology annotation, biological process: Arp2/3 complex-mediated actin nucleation. Bases 314 to 1447 code for a protein of 377 amino acids.